AUGUUAGCUUUAAAUGUUAUUGUUAAGAGGAAUGAUUGGAAUGCAGUUAUCUUCCACGCCUAUCUCCUCUUGUGCUUCGCUUAUUUUCAGCGAGAAUUCCUCUCCACUUUUCCCCUCUUCGAUUGUGUUGGUGGCGGAAUGACCGAUAAGUCCGUGCUCUGGCGUUUUCUCCUACUGGGCCAGUGUACUUCCCAGCUGCAACCCUCCAUUAGACCAUUGCUCGAAAAACAAGUUCUAGAGCGAGUCAGCUACCUUCUGCGCUCCCGUUCAGCUUUAACCUCACCCAAUGCAGCUACUGACUGGCUACUUGAUGUCGUGAGUGCAUAA
Molecule: messenger RNA, 327 nt
Organism: Rodentolepis nana
Lineage: Eukaryota; Metazoa; Platyhelminthes; Cestoda; Cyclophyllidea; Hymenolepididae
Source: the annotation of a GenBank genome assembly